AUGGAUGAUGCUUUUUCUGCCAUUUUCGGAGUGUCAAGUCGAAGAGGGAACGACGGGGACCGUCAAACGGCUCUUCCGGUGGACGGAUGUUUGGAUGGAGCCUUUCUAUCUGCCGGUCUCUUCAUAGUCGAAUCACAUACCGGCCCGGAAUUGCCUGCUGAGAAGCAGCCAAAACUCCACUUCUCCGACGAGAAUUUCAUCUCUGAAGACCUCCGUGUGAAAGCACCCGAUAGUCAGAGAAUGAGCCUCUUCCGUGUCUCAAAAGAUCAUAUCACCUAUUUCCGUCACUAUCGCCAGGAUUCGAAUGGGUUGCGGAUCGUGUCUUCCCAGACGGUCACUAUGGCGGAUGAUCCUCUUCUGGCGAAUGCCUGGCUUCUGCCUUUGUGGGAUGUCGACAUGAAGGGAGAUAUGCGGGGGAAACGGUGUUUGCUUGUGCUGCAAUUAGAGGGUCCGACUGCGACGGAUCAGCCGGUCCAUGCGGUGUUCGGUGGGAUGGUUGAUGUGUGGGUGAUGGGAUCCGAUAUCAGGGAGAUGAGCUUGGGCUCUCCCUGA
Messenger RNA from Aspergillus bombycis, 552 nucleotides. RefSeq lists its product as uncharacterized. The transcript has a single exon. The record is from RefSeq and is a predicted model, not a curated record. Lineage: Eukaryota; Fungi; Ascomycota; Eurotiomycetes; Eurotiales; Aspergillaceae. The coding region runs from base 1 to 552 and encodes 183 amino acids.